CAGGCAGCGGCUCACUCAGGAAAUUCAAACACCGAAGUCGGUCACAACACAGACACGCUUCAUCUUCACAGCUCCAAGGUCACCGAGCCGGACAGCCAGCACAGGACCCUCACAUCCACCUCCAGUCUCCGAAGGUUUUAGGUAAUGGAGACUCGUCUAGGACUGGAACACGGUUUAUGGGGACUCGACUCGGACUCGGCCUCAGUGUAGAUCAACAUCGAGGUGGGCCAGGUAUGCCGCCCCCAGCCUCAGGCUCCCCCGCUGUGACCCCACCAGACGGCGGAUGGGGUUGGGCUGUGGUGCUCGCAUCUUUCAUCUCCAUUGGCUUCUCCUACGCCUUCCCCAAGGCCAUCACGGUCUUCUUCAAGGACAUCCAGAUCAUUUUUGGAGCCUCCUACAGCCAGAUAGCAUGGAUCUCCUCCAUCAUGCUGGCUAUCAUGUAUGCUGCAGGUCCCAUCAGCAGUAUACUGGUCAACACAUACGGCUGCAGACCCAUCGUCAUGAUGGGGGGCUGCCUCUGUGCCACUGGUAUGAUCCUAGCCUCCUUCUGCACCAGUGUGGUCCAGCUUUAUAUCUGCAUAGGAGUUAUCGGUGGACUGGGCCUAGCCUUCAACCUUCAGCCAGCUCUGACCAUGAUAGGAAAAUACUUCUUUAAGAAACGCCCCAUUGCUAAUGGACUGGCCAUGGCAGGCAGUCCGGUGUUCCUUAGUACUCUUGCUCCACUCAACCAGUACCUCUUCAACAACUUUGGCUGGAGAGGCAGCUUCCUGAUCCUGGGUGGCCUACUUCUGAACAGCUGUGUAGCUGGUUCUUUAAUGAGACCUCUGGGACCCCCACCCAGCAAGGUCAAGAAAGAAGAGGAGUUAGUCGCCAUGACCACUACAAAGGAAAAGCGCAGUGCCUGGAAAACAGUCAACAAGUACCUGGACUUGACGCUCUUCAAGCAUCGUGGCUUCCUGAUUUACCUGUCGGGUAACGUCAUCAUGUUCUUGGGCUUCUUCGCUCCCAUCGUCUUCCUCGCUGCCUACGCUAAGGACAUGGGUGUGGAUGAGUACUCAGCGGCCUUCCUGCUCUCUAUUCUGGCUUUUGUCGAUAUGUUUGCGAGGCCCUCCAUGGGGUUACUGGCUAACUCUCGCUGGGUCCGGCCCAGGAUUCAGUACUUCUUCUCCUUUGCUGUGCUGUAUAAUGGAGUGUGCCACAUCCUCUGCCCCCUGGUGGAGAGCUACACGGGUCUGGUGGUGUACUCCCUGUUCUUUGGCUUUGCCUUUGGCAUGGUGAGCUCUGUGCUGUUUGAAACACUGAUGGACCUGGUCGGGGCUCAGAGGUUCUCCAGUGCCGUUGGACUCACCACCAUUGUGGAGUGUUGCCCUGUCCUCCUUGGUCCUCCUCUAGCAGGUAAGCUGGUCGAUAUCACCAAAAACUACAAGUACAUGUAUUUUUGCUGCGGAGCCGUGGUCAUAUUCGCCAGCAUUUGGCUCUUCAUUGGGAACUUCAUCAACUACAGACUCUUGGAUCGUGAGCGAAAGAAUGCUGAGAUGUACAAACGGACUGAAACUGAAGAUCCAGACCAGGUCAAGGAUCAGAAAGAGGCUGACGGGGAGGCACAGGCUUCAGAGGAGCUGGUUGACAAUGAUCAAAAAGGGGAGGAGCCUAUGCAGCGGGAAACCAACAUCUAGAUCCUUCUGCACUGCCAUCCGCUCAUGCUCACAUUUCCCUCCGCGAUGAUCAAACUGAGCUCCACGCCAAGAGGUUCCCCUUGGUGUUCCACUAGGACCAGAUCUGGGUCCUCUGCACUUCUCUAAAACUAACUGCCAAAGCAACAAGGACAUUUCCUGAAGCUGUGAGGUGAAGGUCAAAGAUCAUCAGCUGUAUCUGAAAUAUGAAACAGGUCAAGUGUAACAUAAUGUAUGCAUGAGAGGAGGCUGUGAGUCCCAAAUAUAGCCUGUAGAUGUAGCUGUGUUUUUAUUUGUUUUUGCCACGUUCACCUCAUAUCAGGUUGUAAAAUAUUAGACUGGAGACAGUAACGCUAGCAAAGCUAGUGGCUAACAGCCAGGAGGGAGACUUAGAGCGGGUCUGCACUAACGCCACAGAUACUAGAGCUACAGAGCAGAUAUUAGGAGCCUGUUUAACAAAUAACCAUCAGUUCUGCUUUAGAAAGAUCGGCUUUGACCACGGCUCUUUCAGUCCACUUAUUCGAAGCUGUAACCAUUCCUCUCUUCCCACUGCGUCCUCUGAUAUGACGUGAAUGCAGCAUCACUGUGUUAGAACCGCUCCAACGGCACCAGCAAUCUCAGUUAGAAGCAAAGGUCUUCUUAAAUUAAGAAGAAGACGCAGGGAUGGGGUCUCUGUGGUUGGACCGGUCUGUCGUUGAGUGAACAGGGCUGAUAAGAACCCGGGUCUCACUGACACUGCAGGUAACCUGGUUUCAAUAAGGCAUGUUAAUGAGUCUGUUGUUCUGGAUGUACCAACUCUACAAAGUAUGGAGCUAUUUUGGUAACAAAACUGUUUGCAGCUGUGUGCAUACAUCAGCACACAGAUCUGAAUAAGUGUAGAUAAGAUAUGUAAAAGAUGAAUGACAGAACCGUAUCACAGUGGUGGUUGAAUAUCUUUCUAUACUGGAUGCUUUUAUUGUCUUCUGUUUUCUAACAGCUGCCCCGCUCCAGUGCUGGUCCAUGUGAUGCCUAUGCCAUGAGGAAGGCGGCCUUGCCUGUGAGCCUGCCCUGAGGGCAACAAAACCCAAUGCUGACUCUUACAGAUCUGAGUAGACAUUUGCAGACCGUGCAUGGUCAUUUUUCUGACAGUCUUAGAGAGGCAGACUCCAGUUGUAACUGAUGUUGUGGGUAUUUUUGAACACUUAAAGCAGAAGAGUGGGUUUUCAACUAAGUCCACAAUUAUAAAUUGGUCUAUACAUUUGCAGAUAUGUGCACACAUCUGAAAAUCUAUCUACCUGCUUUCAGAUUUGUGUGCUGAUAUUUGUACGCAGUUGCUAAUAGUUUUGUGACAAUAAUAGUUCCAUAAUAGGCAGCAAAAUGUCAGCAAACAGAGCAAUCUCUUACAUUUUCAUUGGCCAGAAAGAAUGGGAGCACCUGCUAGAGGUAAUGUUUCUUAAUGACAUGGUAGGGGAACCAGGAGUUAAGAUUUGAUGGUAGUCAGCCAUUGAGCUAGAAGGGAUUUGGUUGCAUUCCCCUUAAUGGUUGGUCAACUCUGCAGGAAGUCCAAACCCUUGAUGACUUGUUGAUUGCAUGUGAAUGCUAUGUUGGCGAUCCCAGUGAACCAGAACUGACCCUUUGUCACGCCCUGCCCUCUGAGGUCUCUGUUGGAAGGUUAGACAGGAAAAAUCUCUGAAAUACUCUCAAACCUUUCAGUUAAAAUGAAGGGAUGUGAUUGAUUUGUUCUCUGUUGGAGAAUAAAGACAGAGGUGUAGCAGGAUAAAUCUACGCCACUGAUGUCCGAUGCUCAUGGUUAACUUUAGCCGUCCUCCUGCAGCACAUCAACGAAGUGUUUGUUCAGCAAAAAGAGACAAAGGAGACAAUUGACACCCUCCUCUGCCUUACCAGACUAACAUGAGGUGAAGUUAUGAUAGUGUGUUGGUACGAUAGUUUGGGGGAUUUUUUUAAGCCUAUUAGGGAAAAAAAUCUUCUAGGUAUGCCAAGGUGCUCCUGCAGCCACUCUAAAUCCAAAAACACCACAGUUUCCCCCCGAAGCACUGGAAAGACCAGGCCGAAGCUGUCUAAACAGGAAGUAGCCACUGCUAUGAGAGGGGUCUUUCUGAUUGGUGAGCCAGCUGUCCAAUCACAGAGCUACAAGGGGUCAACUGGUCCUUCCAUCUGGUGCCAAAAUAAAAUCCUGAUUGCAGUGUGUGUAAUGCUGCAGCUCUAACACUCUUCCAGAUAGAAAAGCACAGCUGUGCUCACAGCUGGUGACGGCGGCGCCCGUGUGUUUGUUGCCCACCUGAGCGCCGUUACGCCGUGUCGUAAAACCCGCAGACAUCCCACUUGAAAACUUAGAAUCAGUCAUAAAACGCUUCCUAUAACUGGUCCAUUUACCUGCUGCACUAAAAGGGAAACGACCGUACAUCCACCCUGAACAUCUCUCUAAAACUGCUGCAAUCCAGUGAAUUGAAUUAUGGUUGAAUGUAAUUUCCUCUGUGGGCCUUAAUAUGGUGUUAAUGACCAAAAGCAUCUGCAGUGUUAUUUUUCUGCAUAUAGAGCCCAUGAGCAAUAUUAUCUCUCACACUGUAAAGCAGGGAAACGAUCGUCCGUGAAGUGAUGCAUUGCCUUAAAUGUAAAAUAAAGAGGGUGGGGGUUGUACAGAGAAUACUUGAUAGUAUUAAAGGAGCCCGUUGUGUUAAAUCUGCUUCAUCUGUCUGAAUGUGAAUAGAGAUGUUAGCGCUAUGAGAUUAAGUAUUGUUGUGUCCAUGUGAACUAAUCCACUAACAACAUACUACUGAUGCUACUUAUCAAUGAAUGCUAAUCAAGUCUGUGUAUUCUAAUGUGUGCUAACCAUGUACUUGACUAACCCAUGAUUGUUCAUUCUUCCAUCCAUUCCACGUGUUUCCAGCCGUCACCUCUGCAGCUCUGAGCGCGCUCACGUUCUAACAAAGCCAAACACAUUUCAGUCUCAUUUUCAAAGCAAUCGUGAACAAACACAGCGUCACUGCUGCUGUUUUUAUGAAUAUUCUUGUGUUCACUAUGAUGAUAAUGGAUGUCCAGCUGUGUAGCGUGGUCACCACGUAGCGUCCUCACCUAAGGGUGCACUCAUACAAGGCCUGGUCGUCCCAUGGUCCUUCCUCUCCUCUGCUAGCCUGCACUCAUGCUGCUCCAUUCAAACUGGGCCUGAGCACGCUUCCCUGUUCCAUCACACCUUAAUAUUACACACAUGCAUGACUUUAGUUUGGAGGAGGUGCAGGCUCAGAGUCGGGGAACAGAGAGAGCACGGCUGUGGGGUCUGCUGCAGCUCUUUAACACGUCUCAGUCAAGGCGGCCCGUUGGUUUCACAUCGGUCGCGUGUUUGUCCGUUCUUGUUCUGAGCUGCCGUUCUGUGAGUGAAGGCCGGCUCAGACUGCACAGAUGCAGCCAGGUUUUUGUCUCAUUCUGACUCCCUGACCUGACCUCUGCAUCGGUUCCUUAUCUCGGCAUCAUCGUUUACCAGAGGGAGUCCCCCAAUGACCUCUGAACUCUCUCACAGUCUCAGAGACGGCGGUGACGUCAGCAUACGGUGAUGGUCAGGAUCAGACUUGUAGUGUGGCCAUCCUGGCAGGCAGGACGGGUCAGUAAUCUGACAUGGAGCUGAGCCGGUCUGUAGGCCAGCGCUGCCAACAGCAGGGUCCGGUCCAGCAGCCUGGACUGUGGGAGUCAGAUGUCCUGCCCUGUGUGAGUGCACCCUAAGACUCAUUGCAGCCAAACUGGACAUGAAUGUGGACUCUCUCUGGUCUGUGUCUGGAUCCGGGGGAUCAGUUGUGGUCAUGUUUGGCUGGAUGAACUCUCAGGGUAUCAGUGGAACAUUACACAGCAUAUCUGUCAUACCAUGUGUUGUAAAUGUGACUCAUUAGAAAGAUUUUUGCACAUUUCUGUUCAUGAAGCAGCUGACCUCCUUCAGCUUGCUUUUCUAACCAGAACUGUGUCCAAAUAUCUCCAUCAGAGGAAGAGCAAAGCUCUCAGUGAACCUUUACACAUGUGUGUGAGGGCUAGUCUUCACAUGUGUGUGUGCAUAGAUGCAGCCUAGUCCACCAGCAUUUCUCACAUCUAUCAUCACGUCUCUACUUUGGUUUUUAAACUUUCAUUCAUUCACUGAUAUCUAAUGUUGCUAUGCUGACUGCACAGUGACUGCUGUACAAUCACUUCUGCCAAAUAACACUGCCCCCUGCUGGUUGUAAACCACCCAGACCAAAAGACAGAGAAAGCCAAGCUUCCUUUCAGCAGGAGAACAAACUCACGUCAUUUAUUUGUCUUUAGAAGGAGCAAACAUGGCUCCAGGUUACCAGGAGACGCUGAUGAAAUAUUGUCUGUAUGAACUGUCUUUGAAUUUAUCUGUGAAAGAAAGAAAAGAUCAAAUGUAAAUGUGAGCUGAGGCCUGCACAUGAAGACAUCCAUGUUAGAUUAACUCCACUGUCUUUACAUGAGCAGUAGAUUUCUACCUACUGAGGAAAUGUUCUGAAUAAUGCAGGAAUAAUGUGCUUUUAUUUUGGACUUUCCUCAUAAUGUAGAAAUGAGUGUCUCCAUUCCCAGACCUCCAUGUAAAGAUGAUGUUAGAAAACAUGUCUUCAUGUUUAGUGCAUUUAAGGGGAGUACCACUGAAUUUCAACGUUUAGAUUCUAUGUAAGCAGAUAUUUUAACUUCUAUGGUUGUACAUUUCCUCUUAAACAUGCAGCAGAAAUAAACGGGACUAACGGGACCCCCAAGCUGAGGUUCAGGACCCCCAAAGAGGUCACAGCAUACAUCUCAGGAUCAAAUAAAAGGGAAAAGAACCAAACGAGUAAAAUUCAACCCAGAGCUAUUCACAGACCUCAGCAUCUCUCUGUGGGAGGCUCUGAUUGUCAAACUAGUCUACCAUAGUCCUGACCCCUACCCAUAAUCCCUAGCAGCUGCUGCCUGAAAUUCUGUGGUAUUCUCCUCACUAAAGCAUGUGUGUUAUUCCUUUAACUAUAAGCAAUAUCUAUCUGAAUAUAUCUGUGUGUAUUUCUGUGUGUUCUAGGAACAAAGGAGGCGUGUGUCUGAAUCCAUGUAGGCCUGAUGAAUGAGUGAAUCUUUGUUGCACCAGUAGCCUUACCUAAAUCACUGCUUGGUUCUUUUUCUUCCACAUGUGUAGGAUUAUGUUCAGACACAGAGGAUUAUUUAUGGAGUAGCUGAAGACCAAAUCUAGUGGAGAUGAAGGCAUAUUUUCACUGCUGUUCUCUUAUUUUUGUAAAAGCAGAUUCUGAAUAGCAUAGAGGUGAGCUGUUUUGUCUGGUGUGUGCUAUCCAUAUGCAGAACAUUGAGGCUUUAAAGCAGGGUUGUCCAACCUGAGGCCUGUGGACCAACAGCGGUCCAUUUGUCAACAUUAAUUCUGUGAAGAACAUUUUAAUGUGUGAAAGUUAACGAUGAAGAAAUAGCCAACCUCGACCCACAUCAGGAGUCAUGCCACCUACACGGUUAAAGACAGGAGGAUCCCAGCAGCACGGAGCACGCUCACUGGCGCUGCUCUCUGCUCCGUGUCAAGGUCACAUUUACAGAGCUCGCUGCUCCGGUCGUCUCCAACUUCAACACUCCUCUAAAGAUGGCAGCUUUGGGCCGCUGAAUGGAGACGAGCCGUUGGCGUCUUCCUUCUCUCCUGAGUAAGGGUGGAUCCUAAAAUCUGAUUGGCUAUGUGCUUUGUCUAAUGAAAGCAACUGUUUGUUUAAGCUCAGCUGGUAUUAAUAGUCUAAACCAGCGUGGCCCCGCCCCCCUGGUACUUCCCUGUAGGUGGCCCUCAGUGAAAGGAGCUUGGACACCCCAGCUUUAGAGUUACAGGGACAUUUGGUUUGUAAUGUAGAGCACUUAGCAGCGGUUAGCUAAUAUGACUGCAGCUUUAAAUCUGACUUUACUGAACUGUACAGGGUAGCCGUGUGUGUCACUGUGGUGUUUUAGCUCAGUUCAGUUUGCCAUAGGCUGUGAGAUGUACCUUUGUUUUGAUUUGCCCUGGGUCUAAGCCCCAUGAUGAAGUGAUGAAUCAUGAAUCUCUGCUCCUUCUUGAACAUGAAUUUCUUCCUAUUCUGGUGUUGGUGUGGUGAAACGUGUCAGUAUGUGUCGCUCUUGUCUGUAUAUGAUGGAGGUUUGCUACUGGAGGGCUGAAGGGCUGCGGCUGUUCUGCUAACUGUGCCUUACUCUAUCACCAUUUAUGUCAACACAGAUGCAUGGGUGUCAGCCUGUGUGUGUAGUCUUUCUGUGACUGAUCCUCUAAACUUCCUCCUGUCGGCUGGACCCUGCUGAUGACCAGCUGAUCUCCAGUCUAGGCUCCAUGCUCCACUGAUGGGACUCAGGAUGAAGGGUGCAGCAGUGCCUCAUCUGAGGGCAGGGGUGUCCACAGAUUUGGACUCAUGGGUGAACUGGGUCGGUGAUGGUCCUCCAGUAGCAGACGCUCCGUCUUUCUCAUCAGGGCAGAUUUCUUCUUUAUCUCUCAGAUUGUGUCAGUCCUUCACUACCUCUGCUGCCAUCAUGUCAGAGCGAGGAUAAACACCACACGGGUCUAAAAGCCUGAUUCUGUUUUUGUAAUUCUAAUGUUCUCACCGAUCACAGUAGAGAAAUA
Messenger RNA from Cheilinus undulatus (humphead wrasse), 8262 nucleotides. Its product is annotated as monocarboxylate transporter 2-like. The transcript has 6 exons. Lineage: Eukaryota; Metazoa; Chordata; Actinopteri; Labriformes; Labridae. The coding region runs from base 177 to 1676 and encodes 499 amino acids. Gene Ontology annotation, biological process: monocarboxylic acid transport; transmembrane transport. The record is from RefSeq and is a predicted model, not a curated record. Gene Ontology annotation, cellular component: membrane. Gene Ontology annotation, molecular function: monocarboxylic acid transmembrane transporter activity.